Cottoperca gobio is the source of this 1651-nucleotide messenger RNA. RefSeq names its product integral membrane protein 2B. The transcript has 7 exons. Gene Ontology annotation, molecular function: amyloid-beta binding. Lineage: Eukaryota; Metazoa; Chordata; Actinopteri; Perciformes; Bovichtidae. Gene Ontology annotation, cellular component: extracellular exosome; Golgi apparatus; plasma membrane. The record is from RefSeq and is a predicted model, not a curated record. Gene Ontology annotation, biological process: negative regulation of amyloid precursor protein biosynthetic process. Bases 148 to 969 code for a protein of 273 amino acids.
ACUUGGCCGUUAUCACAACAGAUCAGUCUUGGCCGGAGAGAGAAGUGCGACUUCUUCACUUCGGAGCAAAUUCUCUCUGUUUGUUUUGUUUUUACAGCUUUUUGUCGUCUUUGUUUCUCGUCGGAGUUUGUCAGUCUUCCUUUCAGGAUGGUUAAAGUGUCUUUUAGCUCCGCUUUGGCUCAAAAAGAUGUGAAAAAGGACGCCGAAACUCUGAUCCCCGAGGAGGACAAAGAUGCGGAGGCCGCUCUGCCGCAGCGUCACCAGUCUCGGGCCUGGUGCUGGUGCAUGUGCCUGGGUCUCGCCCUCAUGCUGUCGGGGGUGGUGGUUGGAGGUGCAUACCUGUACCGCUACUACAUCCUGGAGGUGAGCUACCUGACCCGACAAGGGCUGGAAGACGAGGAGGACCAGGUGUUUGUGUGCGGGGUGAACUACCGUGAGGAAGACUUCAUGAUCCGUGAGGAAGACGAGGUGGCGGUGGAGCUGCCCAACCAGUUCCCCCUGCGGCAGCUGGAGGAGAGGAUCCGCAUUCUGGAGCGGGAGCAGGUGGAGCUCAUCAGCGUCCCCGUGCCCGAGUUCGACGACGGAGACCCAGCUGACAUCGUCCACGACUUCCAGCGGAGGUUGACCGCCUACCUGGAUCUGAGUCUGAACAAGUGCUACGUCAUCCCGCUCAACACCUCCAUCGUCAUGCCGCCCAGAGACUUCCUGGAGCUGCUCGUCAACGUCAAGGCCGGCACCUACCUGCCUCAGUCUUACCUGCUGCACGAGGAGAUGAUCGUGACGGAGCGGCUGGAGCACGUGGACCAGCUCGGCUACUUCAUCUACAACCUCUGCCGCGGCAAAGACACCUACAAGCUGCAGCGCAGAGACAGGAUUCUGGGUAUGCAGAAGCGUGAAGCUCUGAACUGCCACAAGAUCCGUCACUUCGAGAGCCAGUAUGUGGUGGAGACUCUGAUCUGCGAGUCUUAAGAGACGUCGCCGCCGGCGUGCAGUGAGAUGUGUUUUUAAUCCUCACCUGUCUUUUUAUUUUCUGUCCUUUACUUCAGGUAGUUUGAGUGAGAGGAGUGCAAUGUGAAGCUGUUUGGUAAAUAUUCAUUGAUUGUGAUGAGAAAAGAAAAAGAAAAAAAGGUGAAGUCGUUGUAUUUUUCCACUUUUCUGUACGGGAUCUUCUUUUCAUACAAUAACUAGUUAAUGUCGGCUGAGAUAGUAAAUUAUUUUAAUCAAAAUAACUGCAAUUAUAGCAUGAGCGUGUAUUUCAAUAGACGGGGUAAAUGUAGUGUUCUUUCAGUCCAAACGUAAAGAUUCAAGAUACGGGCGACUUUUGUACCACCCGGGUGUUGGAGCAGGGAGUUAGUUUUUUGUAUUUUGUCUGCUGUAGCCGUUAAUACACUGCACCUGUUGUUCUUAACUGGAAGACGAUCUUAAAAUAAGAGUGUGCUCCUCUUGUUUAGCUUUAAAAAUAAAUACCAGAAAUAAGAAAAGUCACCGCAGUUUAGACAAACUUAUGUUAAAAUCUUUCUCUCAAAGGGUUCUGUCUUUUUUUGAAUGUGUAAUUUUUUUUGGAUAACUCUUCCUGUUGUACUAAUUUGUGUAUAUAAUCUCUCUGAAGACAUGAACAAACCAACACAAUAAACAAAACAGAAAAAACAAA